UUACAUCUUCAAUUUUUGCCUCUCUCUCAAAAAGGUCCCCGAAAACAAUAACUAUCAAAAAAACGAAAAAAAUUCUCUCAUUUUCCCUCUCCCGAAAAUAGAAUAACAAAACCCAGUUUCAAUUUUUGAAGGUGCUAUUGGAGUAUUGGGUAGGUUAUCUUCCAUCUGAUGUGAUUCAGGACACGAUGGAAGAAAAACAUGAGCCAGUUGACGAUAUAGAGAGUGCUUCUAGUGAUUCUUCUUUUAUUGAAUCAGAUGAUGAUGGCGAUGAAUAUGAUGAUGAACCAUGUAAUUCUGGACAGGAUGAUGGAAUGCAUCUCGAGGAACCUUUGACUGAACAAGAAGUAGAAGAGCUAGUGGCUGAGUUGCUGGAAGUUGAGAGCAAGGCUGCAGAGGCUCAAGAAACACUCGAACAAGAGUCUCUUUCCAAAGUAGAGAAUGAAGUGAGAGAGGAGUUGGCACAAUCUCUUCAUGGUGAUGAUCUGGAGGCAGCUGUUGAAAAUGAGAUGACUGCUUUUAAGGAGGAGUGGGAAACUGUGCUCGAUGAGCUAGAGACUGAGAGUGCUGAUUUGUUGGAACAACUUGAUGGGGCUGGCAUUGAACUCCCAAGCCUUUAUAAGUGGAUUGAAAGUCAAGCUCCAAAUGUCUGCCAGACUGAAGCUUGGAAAAAUAGGGCACAUUGGGCAGGAUCACAAGUUACGAGCGAAAUAACAGAGGUAGUAGCUGAUGCUGAGAAGUAUCUUCAUAGCCACAGGCCUGUCAGAAGACAUUAUGGAAAGUUAUUGGAGGAGGGUGCUAGUGGAUUUCUGGAGAAAAAACUUUCUACCGACGGAACAAGGGAUGAUGUGGCCGGAAAUAGAGAUGUAGAUUGGGACUCCGUCAAUAAACUAUUCUCAAUUGGUCAUGGUAAGGAUGCUGCUUCAUUUGGUAGCAAGCAUUGGGCUUCUGUCUACUUGGCCAACACUCCACAGGAAGCAGCAGAAAUGGGACUCAAAUUUCCUGGUGUUAAUGAGGUCGAGGAGAUUGAAGACAUUGAUGGUGGUUCAACUAAUCCAUUUAUUGCUGCUGCCGUAGCAAAUGAAAAGGAUCUAGUUCUUUCGGAGGAUCAGAGGAAAAAUUAUAGAAAGGUCAAAGAGGAAGAUGAUGCUAUAAUAGAUAGGAAACUUCAAUUUCAAUUGAAACAAAGAAGACGCCGUAAGAGAUCCAAACAGGUUCUGGAAGGUAAGACAGACAGGGCAGAAAAUCUUCUGCAUGCAUGUGACAUUUCUAAUGGGGACACUCUCGAACCUGGAGAGGAAGUGUUCAAUAACUCUAAUGAGUUGAAAUUUGAAAACCUAGAGAAAGAUCUUUCCAAAAGCUCCAAGGACUUGCAUGCAGAUUCUUUGCACAGUGAAGGUGAACCCAGAAGGUCCAAACGUCCAAAUGAGAGUGAGGAUUCAACAAAUGAGGCUAAGAAGAUCCGAACUGUUAUCGUAGGCAGUGAUGAUGAACUUGAGGCUGGUAUGGAUGAUUCAGUUGGCAAUGCCAAUAAAGUGGAGGAUGAAUCAACUUUGCUAGAACACAAUAGGGAAUCUAAUGCCAAUGGCCAUCUUUCGGAGGGUGUGAAUGAGGAGUUUAACUGCACUGUCUGUGAUAAGAUUGCUGUUGAAGUGCAUUCACAUCCACUUUUGAAGGUCAUUAUUUGCACAGACUGCAAAUUCGUAAUUGAGGAGAAGACGCAUAUGAAGGAUCCUGAGUGUUCUGAAUGCUACUGCGGAUGGUGUGGAAGAAGCAAUGAUUUAGUAAGUUGCAAGUCAUGCAAAACCUUGUUUUGUACCACUUGUAUAAAGAGGAAUUUUGGUGAAGAAUGUUUGUCUGAAGCACAAGCUUCCAGGUGGGAAUGCUGUUGUUGCUCUCCUAAUCAGCUACAAAGAUUGACAUCAGAGCUGGAGCAAGCCAUAGCAUCUGAAGAUUCAAUGGAUACAAGCUCUGAUAGUGAGUCAGAGGACUCGGAUGCAGAUAUUUCUGUUACAAUCAGAAAUAAGAAAAAGAAGAACAAGAAGAAGAACAAGAAGAAUAUUCGAAGGAUCCUUGAUGAUGCUGAAUUAGGAGAAGAGACCCAAAGGAAAAUUGCAAUUGAAAAGGAACGUCAAGAACGCUUGAAGUCCUUGAAAGUGCAAUUUACUGAAAAAUCCAAGAUGAUGACUUCUGCAAGCUGCAACGGGAAUUUACCUGAAGGUGCUAGUGUUGAAGUACUUGGAGAUGCUGCAACAGGUUACAUAGUGAAUGUUGUGAGGGAAAAAGGUGAAGAUGCUGUCAGGAUCUUUCCGAGCAUUUCUAGUAAAUUGAAAGCACAUCAGGUGGCUGGGAUAAGAUUUAUGUGGGAGAAUAUUGUUCAGUCAAUUGGGAAAGUGAAAUCUGGAGAUCGAGGUCUUGGUUGCAUCUUAGCUCAUACGAUGGGCCUUGGUAAAACUUUUCAGGUCAUUGCUUUCCUCUAUACUGCUAUGAGAGGUGUUGAUUUGGGAUUAAGAACUGCACUUAUUGUUACUCCUGUGAAUGUUCUUCACAAUUGGCGGCAGGAAUUUGUAAAAUGGAGGCCUUCAGAAACAAAGGCCCUCCGUGUUUUCAUGCUGGAAGAUGUUUCAAGGGAUAGAAGAGCACAUUUGCUUGCAAAAUGGAAAGCUAAGGGUGGUGUUUUUCUAAUUGGCUAUGCCGCUUUUAGAAACUUAUCUCUGGGAAAGAAUGCCAAGGAUCGAAACAUGGCAAGAGAACUUUGUCAAGCAUUGCAGGAUGGACCUGAUAUACUUGUAUGUGAUGAAGCCCAUAUUAUUAAGAACACCAGAGCAGAAACAACCCAGGCAUUGAAACAAGUGAAAUGUCAGAGGAGGAUUGCAUUAACCGGCUCACCUUUGCAGAACAAUCUAAUGGAAUAUUAUUGUAUGGUUGAUUUUGUGAGAGAAGGUUUUCUUGGCGAUAGCCAUGAGUUUAGGAACCGGUUCCAAAAUCCUAUAGAGAAUGGACAGCAUACUAAUUCAACUGCCAAUGAUGUGAAAAUUAUGAAUCAAAGGUCUCAUAUCCUUUAUGAACAAUUAAAAGGAUUUGUACAAAGAAUGGACAUGAGCGUGGUGAAGAAAGACCUGCCACCUAAAACUGUUUAUGUAAUAGCAGUAAAGCUCUCUCCACUACAGAGAAAAUUAUACAAGAAGUUCCUUGAUGUUCAUGGAUUCACAAAGGGCAUAGUCUCCAACGAAAAGAUAAGGAAGAGUUUUUUUGCCGGAUAUCAGGCAUUAGCGCAGAUAUGGAACCAUCCUGGGAUUCUGCAAUUGAGAAAAGAUAAAGAUCACAUCACUCAUGAUGAAACUAUUGAGAAUUUUAUUGCAGAUGAAAGUUCCAGUGAUGAAAAUGUAGAUUAUAACACUGUCAUUGGAGAGAAGCCGAGGAAUGCAAAUGAUUUGUUGCAGGGAAAAAGCGGGAAUGGAUUUUUUCAAAAGGGUUGGUGGCAUGAUCUUCUUCAAGAAAAUAAUUACAAAGAGCUUGAUUACAGUGGCAAAAUGGUAUUGCUGCUUGACAUAUUGACUGCCUCUUCUCAUGUGGGUGAUAAGGUGUUAGUUUUUAGCCAGAGCAUACCAACUUUAGAUCUCAUUGAAUUUUAUCUUUCAAGAUUGCCUCGGCAUGGGAAGAAAGGAAAGUUAUGGAAAAAAGGAAAGGAUUGGUACAGAUUGGAUGGAAGAACAGAGAGUUCUGAAAGGCAAAGAAUGGUUGAGAAAUUUAAUGAUCGUGAGAAUAAAAGAGUUAAAUGCACUCUCAUUUCAACCAGAGCUGGGUCUCUAGGGAUUAAUCUUCAUUCUGCUAACCGUGUAGUUAUUGUUGAUGGUUCGUGGAAUCCAACAUAUGAUCUUCAAGCUAUUUAUCGGGCUUGGAGGUAUGGCCAAACCAAACCGGUGUUUGCUUAUAGAUUGAUGGCACAUGCAACCAUGGAAGAGAAAAUCUAUAAGCGUCAGGUGACAAAGGAGGGGCUUGCUGCAAGGGUGGUUGAUAGACAACAAGUCCAUCGGACUAUAUCGAAAGAAGAAAUGUUGCAUCUCUUUGAAUUUGGUGAUGAUGAAAACUCCGACCCUCUAACUGCGCUUGGCCGAGAGGAUAGACAAAUAGAUGACCAGAACACGAGCCACCUAGUUGGAAAUUCAUUGAAGCAGAAGGUGCCUGCCAGCUGCUGCUCUGACAAGUUAAUGGAGAGCUUACUUAGCAACCACCAUCCAAGGUGGAUCGCCAAUUACCACGAGCACGAGACUCUUUUGCAAGAAAAUGAAGAGGAAAAGCUAACAAAAGAAGAGGAAGACAUGGCUUGGGAAGUAUAUAGGAGAUCAUUGGAAUGGGAAGAAGUGCACCGAGUUUCUCUCGAUGAAUCCACUUUCGAUCGAAGGCCAUUUAUACCGAACGCUGUUCCACCUGCACCAGAUACAAGCAAACUACCAACAUCAAGCACGGUCCCUCCUGCACCGGAUAUGUCCACCUCUAAUAUUGUACCUUCUUCAAAAGGCAUUUUGAGGAGUCGUAUGGCGCAGCGAAAAUGCACUAAUCUUUCACACUUGCUAACACUUAGAAGUCAGGGCACAAAAGCUGGUUGUACUACCGUGUGUGGCGAAUGCGCCCAAGAGAUAAGCUGGGAAGAUCUCAACAAGGACAGCAGGGUAGCACGGUGAAGGGUACCGUUUUUUGUGCAUUGCUGUUCUUAUUAAUGUAACUUAUGGUGAUCGUAAAGGGCAGCAAUAAUUGUAUCCAUUUCAUUAAUUUGGCUAGCCAUACUUGUUGUGCCUAAUAUUUCUCAUUUUGGCUGUUUAGUUGUUGAUUGAUUAUAGCAAUCCAGGGGGUUUUUGGCGGGUUCGAUAUUGUAAAUUUAUACCUGAGGGAAAUAGGCAUAUGUAAAUUUGAGGUCAUUGUUGUUAUUCCUGACUUGUAGUUGUAAUGAAUGUUAAAUCUCAUUUCUAAUGAGUAAAAUAUUGCAAAAUAUGUCUGUUUGGCCGUUAUAGCCGUUGUAAA
This is a messenger RNA of Mercurialis annua (annual mercury), 5019 nucleotides long. RefSeq names its product protein CHROMATIN REMODELING 20. The coding region runs from base 186 to 4682 and encodes 1498 amino acids. The transcript has 26 exons. Gene Ontology annotation, molecular function: ATP hydrolysis activity; ATP-dependent chromatin remodeler activity; ATP binding. Gene Ontology annotation, cellular component: nucleus. The record is from RefSeq and is a predicted model, not a curated record. NCBI's taxonomy places the organism in Eukaryota, Viridiplantae, Streptophyta, Magnoliopsida, Malpighiales, Euphorbiaceae.